AGACAAAACCAAAGAAUCAAAAUAUCAAAUAAAAAUAAAUAUAUCAAUAAAAUAUAUUUUGUAUUUUCCGUUAAAAAAAAUAUAUUGAAUCUAUUUUCUAUGGAGGAAGAACCAAAUAAUCCAACCAAUUCCAACGAAUCUGCACAGAGUCAUAGCCACACAGAUAUCUAUAAUAAAUCACAAUCCCUAAUUGAUCUGGCGAAUAAAACAUUCCUUGAACUAUGUCGAACAUUGGAACAUGAACAAUCGAAACUGGUCAGUUUAGAAGAACGGCGCAAACAAUUGCACGAUGACAUGCAAAAACUGAAAGCCGAAUUGGAAAACGAGAAGAAACAAUUGCAUGAAAUUAAUUUGCUGGGAUGCGUUGCUGACGACAAUGAAUCAAAAACUUGUUUUGAAGAAAUCCCAAAUGAAGAUUCAACCACUGUGGAGCCAAGUUAUGAAUUUGAAACCCAAGAAACAACUGCCCAUGAACAAACAACUAACAUUAAGCAAGAGUUGCAAAGUGUGUUAGAAGAAUGUAUUGCAGAACAGAAACGAACAAAUUGAUAAUAGCAAUUUUCAUUACAUGUUAGCACUCGAAAUUUAUUUUGAAUAAUAAUAAAUCGAUCCUUAAAUAAAUGAACUUAAA
Messenger RNA from Musca domestica (house fly), 631 nucleotides. RefSeq lists its product as uncharacterized. The transcript has 2 exons. Lineage: Eukaryota; Metazoa; Arthropoda; Insecta; Diptera; Muscidae. The record is from RefSeq and is a predicted model, not a curated record. Bases 100 to 549 code for a protein of 149 amino acids.